Notechis scutatus (mainland tiger snake) is the source of this 1376-nucleotide messenger RNA. The record is from RefSeq and is a predicted model, not a curated record. NCBI's taxonomy places the organism in Eukaryota, Metazoa, Chordata, Lepidosauria, Squamata, Elapidae.
GCCGGGAGUCGUAGUUUAGGGUGCAGCACGAGUGUUUGUUGACGGGGGCCCCUCUCCUUCCUCAGCUGUGGAGCUCCUGGUUCUGGCCCACAACUGCUUCAGCUUGACGUGCCACAUGGAGGGCAUCACUCGCGUCCUCCAAGCUGCCCGGCUGCUGACGGAUGAACACUUGGCGCCAAGGGAGGAGUACGGCCUUGUGGUUCGCCUCCUCACCGGGAUUGGCAGGUACAACGAGAUGACCUACAUCUUCGACCUGCUGCACGAGAAGCACUACUUUGAGGUGCUGAUGAGGAAGAAGCUGGACCCGAACGGGACCCUCAAGACAGCCCUGCUGGACUACAUCAAGCGCUGCCGGCCAGGAGACAGCGAGAAGCACAACAUGAUUGCCCUCUGCUUCAGCAUGUGCCGGGAGAUCGGGGAGAACCACGAGGCGGCCGCCAAGGUCCAGCUGAGGCUCAUUGAAUCUCAGCCGUGGGAGGAGAACCUCCAGGACCUGCCAAGCUUGAAGAAGCUCCUGAUGAAGGCCCUCACCCUCUUCCUAGACGCUGCCGAGAGCUACUCCAAGGACUUCUGCGUGUGCCAGUCCUUGCGCUGCAAGAGGUUCACCAGGCUCAUCACCCUGCAGCUCCACUUCCUGACCACCCCGCACAAAACCAAGCUGAUUAACCUGAGUCGGAAGAGCUUGCUGCCCUGCAUCCUGGCACUGCCCAGGUUCUACCAGGCAGCUGUGGUGGCUGAGGCCUACGACUUCACGCCAGACUGGUCAGAGGUGCUCUAUCAGCAGGUGGUCCUGAAGGGCGACUUCAACUACCUGGAGGAGUACAAGCAGCACGGGCUGCUGAGGACCGGCACCUUCGAAGAGAUCGCCCACAAGUUCAAGCAGAACGCAGCCAGCGAGUCCGUUGUCAGAAACCUGAAGCAGCUCUUGACUUACUGCGAGGACAUUUAUGUCUACUACAAGCUCGCCUAUGACAACCAGUUCUACGACGUGGUGAACAUGCUCUUGAACGACGCCCAAACAGGCUGCUGUCUCAAUGAUUUGCUGGCCAAUUAGCUCGUCCCGGCUGGGCAAAGCAAAACUGCAAACAAACUUAGACGAGCCAGGGGAAGAAAAAAAACACCCCGUAUUUUCAGUCAUGCAGAUGAAAAAAAGAAAAGAUGCUGGUUUUCAAAUGCCCUGAUCUGCACAAAAUACAGGAUUAUUCAUCUGGGACUUGGUGUCAAAUACAUAGACUUCUGAAGUGUUCCAGACUUCUGGAAGGCCUCUGCCAUUGGAUUAAAAGAACUUCACACUGAAGACCAACUUCCUUGGCUGAAGCUUAAGAGAGAGUUUUGAAUUAGCUCACGGCCAGAGCGCAAAAUAUAUCUGAAUUCGA